AUGCAUACUGGAUGCACAUUGUGGCUCGUGCGGUGUGGAUGCCAUAAGGACAGAGCUGGGCAUGGGCAUGGGCAUGGGCAUGGGGAUGGGCAUGGGCAUGGGCAUGGGGAUGGGGAUGGGGAUGGGGAUGGGGAUGGGGAUGGGGAUGGGGAUGGGGAUGGGGAUGGGCAUGGGCAUGGGGAUGGGGAUGGGGAUGGGGAUGGGGAUGGGGAUGGGGAUGGGGAUGGGGAUGGGGAUGGGCAUGGGCAUGGGGAUGGGGAUGGGGAUGGGGAUGGGGAUGGGGAUGGGGAUGGGGAUGGGGAUGGGCAUGGGCAUGGGCAUGGGGAUGGGGAUGGGGAUGGGCAUGGGCAUGGGGAUGGGGAUGGGGAUGGGGAUGGGGAUGGGGAUGGGGAUGGGGAUGGGGAUGGGGAUGGGGAUGGGGAUGGGGAUGGGGAUGGGGAUGGGGAUGGGGAUGGGGAUGGGGAUGGGGAUGAGGAUGGGGAUGAGGAUGGGGCGGUGAACUAA
Molecule: messenger RNA, 504 nt
Organism: Closterium sp. Yama58-4
Lineage: Eukaryota; Viridiplantae; Streptophyta; Zygnematophyceae; Desmidiales; Closteriaceae
Source: the annotation of a GenBank genome assembly